GCGCGGAGGGCGCGAUGGAGCCGCAGCUGGGGCUUCACGAGCUGCUGCAUGUCUUCUCCUUCCUGGAGGCGCGAGACCUGCUCUGCGCCGCCCAGGUGGACAAGGUCUGGAAUGAGGUUUCAAAAACCAAGGAACUGUGGAGGCAGCUGUGUUUGAGACGCUGGUCCUCACAUAAGGCCUCCCAGAUGAUCCUGGGCAGCCAGACCUGGAAACAGUACUAUCUCUGCCGAUCCGAGCUGGAGUUCCGAAUGGAGUGUGGGAGGCCAGAGAAGGAUUUCACUUGCAAAGCCAUUGCUGGCCACAAAGGAGAGAUAGACGAGCUGGCUUACAUCUCAAACAACGAGUACCGUUUUGAUGGGCAGGAGAAGUCCGUGGUGUGCACCGUGUCCUCCGAUGGCACUGUGCGUGCCUGGGAUGUGCACGAGGGCACUGAGAUCUGGUCCAGCCCCCUCCAGCCUGCUGCGCUGGUGCACUUGGUGACCUACCCUCGGCUGCAGCUCGUUGUCACCGUGGACGAGCGGGGACUGAUCAAAGUGUGGAAGGCAGAGGACGGGUGGGAGUCGGCCUCCUUCUGCCUCCCCACACACUCAUCUGCCUUGGAGGCCUGUGACCACCCUGAUGGCCCCUUCCUGCUGGCUGCCUGUGCUGAAGGAGCACUCUACACCUUGAUCCUGCCCCAGCUGCAGCUGCUUUCCAAAGUGAGCGUGUUUCCAAACAAUCCCAUGAGUCUCCUUUGCUCUCCUGACUGGCAGUGGGUGUUCGUGUCGACCCAGAACUCAGACCUGGGUCCGAAGGUAUUCCACAUGCACUCCUUGCUGUGUCCAUCAGAAGACGAGCCACCUAUCUCCGCCACCCUCCCCAUCUUGCUGACCUCCAGAGCUUGCUGGGCACCUGAUGAGGUGGCCAGGCUCAUAGUGAUGCACAGAAGUGGUAACGGCAUGCAGUUGGUUGUCACCACCUACAAGCUAGAGACCAAGAAGUCCAGGGACAAUGUGGACAUUGUGGUACAAGAAAUUGCAAGUUUCCCCCUGUCAGACACCAUGAUGCCUCCUCACCUCAUGAAGGGCCAUGGCUCUCAAGUGAUCCUGCUGGUGUCAGGCUCAGAACUGGUGCUCUUCACUAUCCACGGCCUCCAACUGGCAGUCUUCCAGGACCACCAGCGGCCCAUCACAUCCAUGUGGGUGGACCAGAGCCGCGUCAUCACCUCUUCCUUUGACCUCUCCUUGAGAGUCUACAUGUGGAAUAAGGAAAAUAAAUUUCCCGUCCUCAAGAGCUGCUAUCACUUGCUUGGGGGGUCCCACAGAUGGUCCAGUGGGUUCACCCAUGUGGAGAGUGACAGCAUGAGCAUCGUGGGUGUGGAAGCCAGGAGCAUUGGGACGAGUAUCCUCAGGUCCUACUACUUUGAAGUGCAGCACGGCUGAGAAUGGCAUCCAUCACAGAGCUUGGAUAUAUACAGAGACGGAAGUGAUUGUUUCAUCAGCAUUGGAAAAGGAUUAGUGAUUCUCAAAUGCUUGCCAGCAGCCAGGCUCUGUGCUAUAUGACUUUAUUUUUAAUUCUCACAGGUCAGGUCAGAAUUAUCUGUUUUUUCAGACAAGGAAUCAGGAACACAGUUAACCCAUUAAGUUAUUAGUUCAUUCAGCUCAUGGCAGAGGGCCAGUGGGUUGAGUCUGGGUUUAUAACAUGGUUGGAUUUUGUUGUCUGAAUAUGUAAUUAAGUAAAUAUUUUUUAAUGUUCCUACUUUUUGGUGUAAAAUGGGUGCUUUUCCCAGGCAGUCGUGUAGGGUGUCAUGGACCGGGAAAUCUGCAGGUUCUCUGGAAGAUGUGCUGACAGAACCAUGAACAGAGGUCAUAGGGAUAAAAUACUGUUCUGUGAUGAGUGGUGCCAGGUAGGCCCAUAACUUAGCCUCGGUCUCCAGCUGACUGGGUUGAACCUUUAGCUGCAGUAUAACUGUGUCAGUCUUGAAGAAGAAGCCUGUGUCUGUAAACCCCAACUCUUUGUAGGCCCCUUGCACAAGGACUGGGGUAGUGAGAAGAGUCUGCCUAACAACCAUGGGUAGUCAUCAACACCCCUGAUCACGGAGGGUGCUUUCAGGUAGGAUACAGAGGUCUGCAUGCUGCCCACUUACAUUCCUCACCCUCACCUAUCUCUAGCACCAUCUGAUCUGCCAGGUUAUAAGACCAAGGAAACCAGCCUAUGCCACUCAGCUGUUAUAGAGCAACCCCGAUAUUAAACAGGUUCCUGGCUGUGGGUCCUCACCCGCGCGCUUUAAAGGGACUUAUGAAUACUCUACUACAGACACACACAAAAGGGUUAAUAAAAGGUUUAUUUACAAGAGGAAAGGAAAUAAGGAAAAUGUACAACUCAGGGAGAAAAUAGGGAAAUAAAGUCUUUAAUGCGUCCUACCCGAUCCGACGACCUGGAAACCCAAAGUCACUCCCAGAGCUGGCCGGAGGCUCCGCGCUGGCCGAGCGCCCCAAAAUGGAGAGCGCCCCAAAGCCCACGUGUCUGCCUUUUGUAUCCACCUGGCUGCUUAACCCCACCCUCAGGUCCCAGCCACCUUCCCUUUGGUGGUGAUGGGAUUUGGAGUUCCCAGUGUCUUUGGCUUUGACCUGGGGUGGGGGUGGAGUCCACAAAGCCUGUAUGGAAUUAGCUUUGGGACCGCCUUUUCCCCCUAACAAUUCCCCCCUUUCACUUUUUGCCACCAUUUCCAUGGUGAUGAAGAUCAAAUAUAUGGAGGUUGGGAUGAAGUCUCAGAGGAACGUUUUGUCAGGUUCCAGUGUGAAAGAAAACCAGUCUCUCCAGGUAUUUGUCCAUUGUGGAAAGCAAAAGUCCUCCACUCGAGGAUCUGUUUGUGGUAAGGCCUCUCACACUAUAGGUCCCUGACACUUGCAAGGGGGGGCCUUUUGUGUUACCCAGUGUAUUAAUCAGAAAAGUGUUUCCAGGUUUGGUACUUGUUUCCACCAAAUUCAAAUUCAAAAGGCCCACCAAAUGCAUGUUUGAUGGCAAGACAUUUGGAAUCUUGCCCUUGUCCUUCACCUGAGAAUGAAGCCCUUGCGUAUCCUAGACCU
Messenger RNA from Talpa occidentalis (Iberian mole), 3068 nucleotides. RefSeq names its product F-box/WD repeat-containing protein 12-like. The coding region runs from base 15 to 1421 and encodes 468 amino acids. The transcript is spliced from 10 exons. The record is from RefSeq and is a predicted model, not a curated record. Gene Ontology annotation, molecular function: protein binding. NCBI's taxonomy places the organism in Eukaryota, Metazoa, Chordata, Mammalia, Eulipotyphla, Talpidae.